Messenger RNA from Phalaenopsis equestris, 1493 nucleotides. RefSeq names its product beclin-1-like protein. NCBI's taxonomy places the organism in Eukaryota, Viridiplantae, Streptophyta, Magnoliopsida, Asparagales, Orchidaceae. Gene Ontology annotation, cellular component: phagophore assembly site; phosphatidylinositol 3-kinase complex, class III, type I; phosphatidylinositol 3-kinase complex, class III, type II. Gene Ontology annotation, biological process: cellular response to nitrogen starvation; late endosome to vacuole transport; autophagy. The record is from RefSeq and is a predicted model, not a curated record. The coding region runs from base 334 to 1251 and encodes 305 amino acids. The transcript has 6 exons.
AAUACAAGUGAGAAACGGAUCUUUCCCUUCGCUGUCCUGCCCCAAACCUUCGCAUAUCGUCCCGUCCCUCGCUCUCCCGGUUCGCCCAAACCGUCACCUUCGUGACCGAACCCACGCAAUACCCUAGACCGUAAACCCUAAGACAUUGAAAAUUCUCAUCUUUCUCCUCCUUCAGCUCUGCUCCUACCCGAAAUCAUUGAGGAAGGAAGUCACAACUUCUCAUUCUCCCGAAAAUUGGUUAUUGAAAGCCAAAGGAGGAUUGUUUAACAUCUUCUGGGACAUCCUACUCUAUCACGUAACAGAGGGGGACGCAUAAACCCGUUGAAAAGAUAAAUGAAAGGGGAAGUCAAAGGUGGGAAGGGAAGGAGCUUCCCGGUGGAUCCAAAUCUCCCAAGGUGGGUCUGCCAGAAUUGCCGCCAUGCUCUCUGCGCUGUUGAUGCGGACUCCUAUACCCACAAGUUCUUCAGUGAUCCAUCUCUCUCUGUCCAAGGAAGCUUGGUGGGCUCCACUCAAAUGGACCAUUCGUUUGUGGUUCUUUUUAAACAAAAGGGUCAGGGUCUUGGAAUCCCUCCUCGCCCAAAGAGCUGGCUUUCUCAGCUAGAGGGAAGCGCUUUUGCCAAGGGAAUGGAAGAAUCCUUUGUUGUUUUACCUCCUGCUUCUGCUUCUAUGUACUAUAAUGGUUCUACAUUAGAGGGAGUGGGAGCUCAUUUACCAACUCUGAGUGUUAGUGCCACUACUCCAUUGCAGAUGAAUAAUUCUAGAUUCUACUCGGGCAUUACUGUGCUGAAGAAGGCAUUUGAUAUUGCCACUUCACAAACACAGGUUGAACAGCCUCUCUGUUUGGAAUGCUUGCGUAUUUUAUCAGAUAAACUCGACAAAGAGGUUGAAGACGUAAAUAUGGACAUUAAAGCAUAUGAAACAUGCCUCCAGCGUUCUGAGUUGGAAUCUUAUGAUGUUCUUAACAAUGCUGAUUUUCCCAAGGAUAAAGAAAAGAUUGAGGAAGAAGAGAGACGGCUGCAAGCUGCAGUUCAAGAUACUGAAAGGCAGUUUGCUGAAGUUAAAUCUCAGAAGAAAGAGUUAGAAUCAAAAUCAAAGCUCUUUAGGGAACUAGAGGAAGGGUAUUGGCAUGAGUAUAAUAACUUUCAGUUCCAGUUGGCGUCACAUCAGGUAAAUUCCAACGUGAUAUUAUUAUUUAAUAAUAUGCCAUGUACUUCUUUGGUAGAGCUGCAAUUCGGUUGUCAUACUUUGUAAUUUGUUAUGAGGGCCUUUUUUCAUUUCUGUAAUUUUCUUUUAUUGAUAGUUUUAUCCUAACUUCUCUAGUGGAUGCAAUUUCAUGCAGCCGAAUUCAAUAAACUCUUUUUAUUUAUCAUUUUUGCUGAAUUAAAAGUAUUUCUUUCUGUAGUCUGAUAUUACUUUUGUACAAAACUAAUGUAUUAAUCUGCUUUUAGUCUUACCUGCAAGUUGAACUACGUUGGUGAAGGUUAUAAGUUUCU